Molecule: messenger RNA, 2649 nt
Organism: Plenodomus lingam JN3
Lineage: Eukaryota; Fungi; Ascomycota; Dothideomycetes; Pleosporales; Leptosphaeriaceae
Biological process (GO): carbohydrate metabolic process
Molecular function (GO): hydrolase activity, hydrolyzing O-glycosyl compounds
Source: RefSeq, a predicted model, not a curated record
AUGGCGUCUUCUAUUCUCAGAAGUAUGCUGCAACUCGCACUACUCACGUUGGUGGUUUGCUCCUCUACCGGUACGUUAGCUUCGACCGUUACGCUUAAUGGUUGGAAAGUCGGGUCAAGUGCAGCGGUUGGAACGGCGCUGGAGCUAUCUUCGCCUGAUUUCGACACGAGCCAGAUGCAUACUCUAGACGACAGCAAGGGUACUUUGAUGUCCACAUUGAUCCAAAGUGGAGUCUACAACGAAUCACAUCUUUUCCAUUCGGCAAACCUACAGUCCAUCGAUACGGCGCAGUUUCGAGUGCCUUGGUUCUACCGUAAUGUGUUUACUCUGGAUAACUCAAGCACUGCGUCUCACCACUAUUCCCUCAAAACCCACGGCAUCUCGUCGAGUGCGGAUAUCUGGCUUAACGGAAAGCAAAUUGCGAAUCAAUCAGUACAGGCUGGAGCAUAUACUGGAUUCGAAUACGACAUCUCGGAUCAUGUACGCCUCGCUGGAGAGAAAGAGGUGCUCGUGGUCAAGGUCUAUCCUACAGACUACAAUCGUGACUUUGCUCUUGGAUUCGUGGACUGGAAUCCGUACCCUCCGGAUAAUGGAACUGGUAUCUGGCGUGACAUUGAGGUCAGACGCACCGGACCUGUGACUCUCACCACUCUCCUUGUAGGCGCAGAAGGACUCAAUGGGACCGUUUUUCUCAAGCUCGAGGCAAAGCCAACGCUUAAGAAUGCUGAACGGUCUUGUCAGCUCGAGUGCGCCAUGUAUGAUCACGGUGGCGUUCAAGUUGCUGGUCGUAAAGAAAACCUCACCCUUGAUCACAAUGGAGCUGCCAUCUCUUGGACUAUGGAUAUCAAGGAUCCGCAAGUCUGGUGGCCGCGGCAAUGGGGCGCUCAGCCGCUAUACAGCGCGCAGUGCAACGCAAGUACAGCCACAGGCCUUUCAGACCAGACUCCAGUCACCAAGUUUGGCAUUCGCAGCGUGACAUCCAAACUUGAUACGAAACACAAUGAUACCACGUUCUUUGUCAACGACAAGCGAUUUCAAGUUCUAGGGGCAGGCUAUACAUCUGACAUGUUCCUACGCUUCGACGAGGAGAAGCUCCGAGAGCAGUUCCAGUACGUUCUUGACAUGGGUCUCAAUACGGUUCGAUUAGAGGGGAAACAAGAACAUCCCUUUCUCUACGACCUUGCCGACGAAAUGGGCAUCAUGAUCCUUGCUGGCUGGGAAUGCUGCGACAAAUGGGAAGGCUGGAGCUACAACGACGAAGGCAGUGGCGAGAAGUGGAGUGAUGCAGACUACACUAUUGCCAAAAACUCUAUGCUACAUGAGGCGGAGAUGAUGCAAGCCCAUCCCAGUAUCUUAGGCUUCUUGGUAGGCAGCGAUUUCUGGCCUGACGACCGUGCUACCGACAUAUACAAAAAGGUGCUUGAGGACGUCGCCUGGCGCACGCCUAUCAUUUCGUCAGCCAGUCAGCGUGGUGCACCAGAUGCCCUCGGCAACGGCGGGAUGAAGAUGGAAGGCCCUUAUGACUGGGUGCCUCCCAACUACUGGUACGACAGCAAGAUUCGACUUGGUAGCGCAGCAGGCUUUGGAUCUGAGCUCGGUGCGGGAGUCGGCACCCCUGAAAUAGGAUCGCUGAAGAAGUUUCUCAGCGAAAGCGACAUGGAAGAUUUGUGGAACCCAAAGAGUAAGGACAAGGGCUUAUACCACAUGUCCACGAAUGUCUCGUCGUUUUACACACGAAGCAUAUACAAUGACGCUUUGCAUUCUCGCUACGGUACCCCAAAGAGUCUGGAUGACUACCUGCUCAAAGCACAAAUGAUGGACUACGAAGCUACACGUGCUCAAUUCGAAGCGUACAUUUCCCGGUGGUCAGACUCCCUCACACGACCCGCCACAGGUCUCAUAUACUGGAUGCUCAACAACGCCUGGCCCUCGCUCCAUUGGAACUUGUUCGACUACUACUUGCAUUCCGGCGGUAGCUACUACGGCACCAAGGCCGCGCUCGCCAAUCUCCAGACCGCCAUCUACAACUACGAAGAGAACGCCAUAUACCUCGUCGAUCGCCGUCUUCCAGAAUCAACCUCAGACCCCUCCUCCCGCAUCAUUGAAGUCGAAACCAUAUCUUUUGACGGCACUCCACUUUCCCAAACCAUCUUAAACACCACCACGACCCCAAACUCCAGCCAAAAAGUCUCCACCGUCCCUAGUCUCCCCAGCACAAAAGACGCCAUACUUCUCCGUCUACGCCUCUCCUCACCCACCGGCACGACCCUAAGCCGCAAUGUCUACUGGCUCCCCCCAAAUCCCGACACCAUGAACUGGGACAACUCCACUUGGUACCACACCCCCGUCACGCGCUUUGCCGAUCUCCGCGCCCUCGGCCGCAUGGACACCGCUGACCUCGUCGUGAAGGCGCAGAACAGUAGCUCGCUCCUCUUGCACAAUCAAGGUACCCAGCCGGCGCUGUUUGUCAGGCUGAAUCUUGUGGAUGCUGGGGGGCAGGAUAUUGUCCCUGUGCGCUGGUCGGAGAAUUAUGUCACUUUGUGGCCGGGGGAAAGGGUGGGGGUGGGGGUUUCGUAUAUGUGGAGGGAGGGGGUGAGGGUUUGGGUUCAGGGGGUGAAUGUGGAGGAGGUGGGGGUGGAGUUGGGGUGA